Capsella rubella is the source of this 1213-nucleotide messenger RNA. RefSeq names its product protein SPEAR2. The record is from RefSeq and is a predicted model, not a curated record. NCBI's taxonomy places the organism in Eukaryota, Viridiplantae, Streptophyta, Magnoliopsida, Brassicales, Brassicaceae. The coding region runs from base 165 to 1058 and encodes 297 amino acids. Gene Ontology annotation, molecular function: DNA-binding transcription factor activity. The transcript is spliced from 5 exons.
AAAUCUAAAGAAAGCUAAAAACAUGGAGAUUUUCUUGGUUUUUCUUUAAAUUUCCCACGACUUUUCUCACUGCGCAAGAAGAGCCUAUUUCUUCUCUCAAGAUCUUUAUUUGUUUUCCUUCAAAUCAUCUCUCUCUCUCUCAUUCUGAAAAAAAAAAAAAAACAAUGUGUAGCAACAACAACAACAACACAAGUAGUGGAAGCUAUGGAGAGUUACAUGAUGAGUACCAUGGUUCUUGUCGGAAGAAACAGAAGAAGAACAAAGUACGACGAAGAGGACCUGGUGUAGCCGAACUAGAGAAGAUCCGUCUUCAAGAAGAGCACAAAUCUCCUCUUUCUUCUUCAUUACAAAACAUGGAUCAUCAUCGGACUCUCUUUGCUCCGUCUUCCUAUGAUUUAGCGAUGAUUCCUCCAAACUUUGCUUUGCCGGAGAAACUGCCGUCGUUCCCGGCUUUUCCGUUCUCGUACGGAUCUUGUAUUCCUCCGGCGCCGGUUUUUCAGAGGAACCAACAACAUUCUCUAACGAUGAAUAUUCCGAAUCCAUCUCUAGGAGGAGAAGGAGGAAUUUAUCAAUUCAUAGAGCCCCCUUCAAACCAAAGAUCUUGCGUCGAUUCUGUCUCUCAGUUUCUUGAGGAAGAAAAUAAAACGAUGGUCAGUGCGAAGAAGAGGCCAUGGCAUUUUCUUACUGACACCACGGAGCCUAGAGUUGGACCAACCAAAACAACUAUUUUGAGGGAGCCGAUACGAAACCGGUCGCUGGGUCUACGUCCGGUUCAAGAUUCUGGUACAACAAUUAGCAACCCCAUCGCCAUUGAUUCACCUACCUCCUCCAUUCCAAGCUUUCCUCGUCAUUACCCGAGGUUUAUCCCACUUGGCUUACAGCUACAGUAUGAACAACAACAAAAGGAGUUUGAUGAGAAUAUGCAAUGGAGAAGUAAGGAGCCGUUCUAUAGCUUCAUACCCUCUGAAGAUCGGAGCAAUGCUGACCAAGAACGACAACCCUGUGACCGGUAUGAAUCAGCCGUUGAUCAUGGAAUCGAUCUCAGCCUUAAGCUAUAGUGAUUUUAGAAACAACUUUAGUCUUAUAAUUAUGUAGCUUUUGAUAUAUCAGUUAACUUCUCCUUAACUCUAUUAGUUUGUCAUUCAUGGACCAACCAAGACUUGUUGCUAGAAGGUUUGUUUGUAAGACUGAAAAGUCUUAGUAAAAUCUCUCA